Cloeon dipterum is the source of this 2814-nucleotide messenger RNA. RefSeq names its product kinesin-like protein KIF18B. Lineage: Eukaryota; Metazoa; Arthropoda; Insecta; Ephemeroptera; Baetidae. The record is from RefSeq and is a predicted model, not a curated record. Gene Ontology annotation, molecular function: microtubule binding; ATP binding; microtubule motor activity. The transcript has 10 exons. Gene Ontology annotation, biological process: microtubule-based movement. Bases 153 to 2576 code for a protein of 807 amino acids.
UGGCAACUGUGGAACCAUCUUUAAACAGUGCCGGUUGACCGUUGCGGGCGUAGUGUGCGAGUUAGUGUUUCCCUGUUUGGGGGCCGGGGAUUUAAUUUCGGCGGAUUUGACGUUUUUUGACUAAAUCGUCCUUGGAAUCAUUUGCAUUUGAGAUGUUUGGCCGUCCGAUCAAGAAGGCUUCUCCCCGGAAGCGAAAGUCGCUAACCCUGAAGACCGGGCCUAGCUCGAAGAGGUUGUCCAAUGUUGGGAUAUUGGCGACUCCCAGCUCGAAGACUGUGGCUCCCGGCAGCAGCAACAUCAAGGUUCUCCUGCGCGUGAGGCCGUCGAACAAAAAGGAACUGGAUGACAAUAGAUGGAGAGAUGUCGUCGAGGUUGUAGACAAAGAUCUGGUGAUUUUCGAUCCUAAGGAGGAGGAGGACUUUUUCUUCCACCACGGCAAGAAACAGACCUUUCGAGACAUCAACAAGAAGCAGCCCAAAAACCUGCAGUUCAACUUCGACCGAGUGUUUGGCCCAGAGGAGGCCACCUCCGAUGUUUACCAACAGUCCAUCCAGGGCCUCAUCGGCAACCUGAUGAACGGCUACAACUGCUCAGUGUUCGCUUACGGUGCGACCGGAGCUGGAAAAACCUUCACCAUGCUGGGCAGCCCUGAUCACCCUGGAGUGACGCCUCUUCUUAUGAAAGAGCUCUACGACACUCUGCAGCUGGAAAACACGGACGUUGACGUCGCCUGCUCCUACCUGGAGAUCUACAAUGAACAUGUGCAUGAUCUUCUGGUGGAGUCGAGUCAGCCUAAGCCAUUGCAGCUGCGCGAGGAUGGCGCCAGUGUGAUGGUGAGCGACCUGAGCUGGCACCGGCCGGCCUCGGCAGAAGACCUCAUGUCCAUCUUGCAGGCUGGCAACUUGAGAAGGACACAGCACCCAACAGAUGCCAACAAGGAGUCCUCUAGGUCGCACGCAGUGUUCCAAGUUUUGGUGAAAAUGAAGAAGAGGUGUGAGGGUGCUGCCAGGAGCGGACAAGUUCGGUGCGCCAAGCUGUCCAUGAUUGACCUGGCAGGGUCAGAGAGGGCGGCGGCCACAACUAACAACAAGAGUCGCUUCACGGAGGGCGCCAACAUCAACAAAUCUCUGCUUGCACUUGGCAACUGCAUCAACGCCUUGGCUGAUGGACUGAAGCACGUGCCAUUCCGCAACUCAAAGUUGACGCGCCUGCUGAAGGGCUCGCUGGGUGGCAACUGCCAGACCGUGAUGAUCGCCAACGUGUCCCCAAGCAACGCCGUCUAUGAGGACACGUACAACACGCUCAAAUACGCGACCAGGGCAAAGAAGAUCAAGAACAGAGUGAAGAAAAACCUCAUCUCAGUGGACAUAAGUGCCGCCGAGACCGCCAAGGAGCUCGAUUCGGCUCGCACUGAGAUCGCAGACCUGCAGGCCAAGGUGGCUGCCCUGCAGAAGGAGAAUCUGGCCCUGAAGCGGGCGGCUGAGGAGCACGUCUGCGUGUCCGUGGCAGCAGCGGAACCGCCACUGCCGCUCCCGGAGCCUGCACCAGUGCAAGAGACGCCUCUGCCAACGCCUGAGGCCAGUCCUAAGGCGCUCACUCCUCAGGUGCAAGAAAAGCGAAAUAAUCUGGAGAUCUUGGAGACUCUCAAGGCUCUGAGGGAGCUGUGCAAAAGAUACGAAGCAGCAGCCGGCGCCAAGUAUUUCCUGGUUGCCGAGCUGGAGAAGCUGAAUUACAACUACGAGGUCAAGAAGCUCAAGCUGCAGAGGAUUAACGAGCUGUGCAAGGAUGCCACGCAAAUCAAGGUCACGUCUCUGGAGAUUAAGACGCAGGCUCAGCGGCAGAACCUGGAGGAAAAGCUGUUCCACGCCAGUACCGAGGAGGAAGAGAGCCUCGCGGCUGUCAAGUCUGCUAUCGAGUCUCUCCAGCAGUUUGACUCCACCAUUUUCAGCUUUGCAAACAUCAUGCUUGGCCCCUAUUGCGAAAGCAAGGUUAAGGAGCUGCAGUUCGGUCCAUGCCAGAAGCUGUCAAACCAGAAGAACGUGGAAAUCGAGACCGUGCAGAACGCCUUCCUGCGUUGCUCGGCGGUGCUGCAGAAGUGCUACUUCGCGCUGAAAGGGCUGUGCUGCGUGAGCCCGGAGGUGCAGGCGCAAUACGAGGAUCUGCUUUCGUUCGUGCGCCAGAGCGGCAACGUCACCUUCAAGGCGGCCGAGGAGGACGUGCCGGACGGCAAAAGGUCCAACGAAGAGUUUGACCACCUGAUGGACGAGUUCGAGCAGGAGCUGAUGGCCAGGCCGCUCGACCAGACCUUCGAAGCAGCUGCGCCGCCGUCUUCAGAGAGCAUGGAUGCUACGUUCUGCAUUGAAACCAAGAAGGCACCAAAGAGGCAGCCGAUGGAGGCGCCCUUCAGGGUCAAACCCUACUCAGGUGGAUUGAAGAGGAAGCCAGGGACGCCGAUGCGAAGUGCAUUCAGGAACAAAAUUCGGAUCACAUCGACCAUCAGCUCCGCAGCGAAGAUCGCCAAGCCAGUCUCAGCGGUGCGGAAAGUAGCGACAAACAAAGAAAACGACCCUGCUUAGCUAUGAACUUUUCGCCUAGCUCUUCUGUAAAUAUCUUCCUCGCCGACACGACAAGAGAAAUAUUUAUUUCUUCUUCUAUCCUGUCAGAUUAAAUCAACUAAUGUAAAUAACACGAUCUCGCACUGUAAAUAACACAUCUGAAUUAUAGUUUUCUGUUGUGGGACGGAUUUAUUGAUGCCUUGCUUCAUUGAUAAUAAAUAGUUUCGCUAAUAAAUAACAUUAUCGCUUUUGCAGAAAA